UUUCCUAGUAUUUCAUUUAAAAUGAUCAAAGUCUCUUGUUUUCUUAACCCUUGCUUCUGAGUUUCUGACAGAAAAGAAGAGUAAGUUCAAGUUCCAAUUCUUAAGCAAGUGGGGAAGUUUCAGAGCUUGGAUCCUGAUGUAAAACAUUGCAUGAAAAACAACAACAGCCUACUUAACCAUUUACUUUCAGUUUGAAGCUUUUUUUUUGCUUACGAACUUCGUGUACCAGCUCCUUACCGGCUUCAUACCCAAAAAAAAAGCUGCUUUUGGUUUUUUUCUUAGAGCUUCAACUACUGAAAACAAUGGGACUCAAGCAAGACAAGUUUGUGUGGUGUUGGGUUGUUUUGUUCCUCUUCUGCUCUUCUGCAACUGCUUUGCUUUCACCAAAAGGUGUUAACUUCGAAGUGCAAGCUUUAAUGGGAAUAAAAGAGCUUCUGGUUGAUCCUCAUGGUGUUCUUGACAAUUGGGAUGAAGCUGCUGUUGAUCCAUGUAGUUGGAACAUGGUCACUUGCUCUAUUGAUGGUCUAGUCAUUGGCCUAGGAGCUCCAAGCCAGAAUUUGUCUGGUACACUUGCACCCACCAUUGGAAACUUGACCAAUCUGCAGCUAGUGCUCCUACAGAAUAACAAUAUAUCAGGUUAUAUACCCUCAGAACUAGGGAAGCUUCCCAACCUUCAUACACUUGAUCUUUCUAACAACAACUUCUCUGGUCAAAUUCCCACCACUUUGUCCCAUUUAGAAGCCCUCCAAUACCUGAGGUUGAAUAAUAACAGUCUCUCAGGAACUAUACCUUCCUCUUUGGCUAACAUGACUCAGCUCAGUUUCCUGGACUUGUCUUUCAAUAAUUUGAGUGGUCCACUGCCAGGGUUGCUUGCAAAAACAUUCAACAUUGUUGGAAACCCAUUGAUAUGUGAUGCUGGAGCUGAACAAGACUGUUCCAGAACAAGGCCAAUGCCAGUGCCUUUUUCCUUAAAUAAUUCACAAAACUCGCAGCCCUCGGGUAGACUCAAGGGCCAUAAAAUUGCUUUAGCCUUCGGGUCCAGUCUAGGCUGCAUCUGCCUGUUUGUUCUUGGUUUUGGUUUUGUUCUCUGGUGGAGGCAAAGACACAAUCAGCAAAUAUUCUUCGAUGUUAAUGAACAACAUAGAGAAGAAAUCUGCCUUGGAAACUUGAAGAGGUUCCAUUUCAAGGAACUUCAGGUAGCUACUAACAACUUCAGCAGCAAGAAUGUAGUCGGCAAAGGAGGUUUCGGGAACGUAUAUAAGGGGUAUCUCCAAGAUGGGACAGUAGUAGCUGUGAAAAGGCUUAAAGAUGGAAAUGCUAUUGGAGGUGAAAUCCAGUUUCAAACUGAAGUUGAGAUGAUUAGUCUAGCAGUUCACCGCAACCUACUUCGGCUUUACGGAUUUUGCAUGACAGCGACUGAAAGGCUUUUGGUUUACCCCUACAUGUCCAAUGGUAGUGUUGCUAAUCGACUUAAAGCCAAACCAGCCUUGGAUUGGGGAACGAGGAAAAGGAUAGCUUUAGGAACAGCUAGGGGAUUAUUGUAUUUGCACGAGCAAUGUGACCCGAAGAUAAUUCAUAGGGAUGUUAAAGCUGCAAAUAUACUGCUUGAUGAUUACUGUGAGGCCAUAGUUGGAGAUUUCGGAUUGGCAAAGUUGUUGGAUCACCGGGAUUCACAUGUGACAACAGCUGUGAGGGGCACAGUGGGACAUAUAGCCCCGGAAUAUCUAUCAACUGGUCAGUCCUCAGAGAAAACAGACGUUUUUGGGUUUGGUAUCCUUUUACUUGAGCUGAUAUCAGGAUUGAGGGCUCUUGAAUUUGGGAAGACAGCUAACCAGAAAGGAGCCAUACUCGACUGGGUAAGAAAAGUUCACCAAGAGAAGAAACUUGAUAUGCUAGUUGACAAGGACCUGAAGAACAACUAUGAUAGGAUUGAGCUUGAAGAAAUGGUUCAAGUGGCUCUUUUAUGCACUCAAUACCUUCCAAGUCAAAGACCAAAGAUGUCUGAAGUGGUUCGGAUGCUAGAAGGUGAUGGACUUGCUGAGAAAUGGGAAGCUUCUCAGAAAGCUGAAGCAACCAGGUCAAGAGCCAAUGAAUUCUCCUCUUCAGAGAGAUACUCUGAUCUGACUGAUGACUCUUCCUUGCUGGUUCAAGCAAUGGAGCUCUCUGGACCAAGAUGACAAAUGGGGUAUAAGAAUCAUAUAUUAUUUAUUAAGACGAUACCUAAACAAAUAUCAUGAGACAUAACAUAAAUGUGUUGAAAUGUACUGUGUUGUAUAGUGUUAGAAUACUAGAAACUCUAAAUAUUUUUCACUUCCAGUUGUACAAAUUUGGAUUCAACAGAAAAAAUCUGACAUUUAGGCUGAGUUUUACACUGCCUGCUGCUGGUUUGAGUGAAGAAUUUUUUCUGGAGAUGUUUUUACUGUGAGUUGUAAUAAAACUGUUAUUCAAAUGGAUUCUGGUUUGCUCCCUAAAA
Molecule: messenger RNA, 2473 nt
Organism: Gossypium raimondii (Peruvian cotton)
Lineage: Eukaryota; Viridiplantae; Streptophyta; Magnoliopsida; Malvales; Malvaceae
Product: protein NSP-INTERACTING KINASE 2
Exons: 11
Coding region: 303-2177 (624 amino acids)
Biological process (GO): protein phosphorylation
Molecular function (GO): ATP binding; protein kinase activity; protein binding
Source: RefSeq, a predicted model, not a curated record